Molecule: messenger RNA, 171 nt
Organism: Haemonchus placei
Lineage: Eukaryota; Metazoa; Nematoda; Chromadorea; Rhabditida; Trichostrongylidae
Source: the annotation of a GenBank genome assembly
AUGGAAGAUUGCUGGACAUCGUCAAGCCCUGAGUGCGUCUCGGCGUUCAAGAAAACAAGUUCGUAUCUGCGAAGUGCAGCGAAGUUUGCAAUAGAGAAUCAGUUGCCGCUCUGUUUGGCAUCGGCGUGGAGUUCCAAAGCCGGAAUUGUUGGUGCAUUCUAUUUCAAGUGA